AUGGACGACCAAUCUCUGGACAGCGGCCCACACGUCUGCCUUACUCGCUCCAUUCCGUCGCGUCGCGACACCCUCCUCGUUAACCAACCCAACAUGGACGGCGGUAUGCACCAAUCUCGAAUCACCAGCCAACAAAUCCUUAUCGUCGAUCGGCUAUCUGCAAAUUUGAACGGUGCGCUGUGGCGGCUCAUAGCGGAUGAGCAGCAAAAUGACGUGCUGGCUCCCGUUACGGUCGUAACCCCCACGCGAUACGCCGGCCUGGCUCUGCGGCAGGAAUUGGGACGCACCGGGUUUGCUAACGUGAGGUUUAUGACGCUGCCCAUCCUGUCGGAACUGCUUGGCGCGGCCGCCCUCGAUCAACAGGGACGGAAACCGCUCACCACCGUGCUCGAAAACCUGGCGGUGCGGCGGGUGCUGGCCGACACCGACGGACCGUUGCAGGGCGUGCGGGAGCAUCCCAGCACCCAGUCCAGCGUUCGGGCCGCGUUACGACAACUCCGCAACACCGACGAGACCAUACGCUCCGCCCUGGCAGCCCGCGGCGGCAUCGUCGGCGAGAUGGCCCGCCUGCAUGAGAGCUUUCGCGAGCUUGCCGGCCAUGAGUGGUACGACGCCGAGGACCUGGCCGAGGCGGCGGCGGCAACGGUGAGCGCCGGCGCGGCCCCCGGACUCCCCGACUUGGGACUGAUCGUCUUCCACCUCCCCCACGGGCUUUCGCCGGGCCAGACCAGGUUGAUGGAGACUCUGGCCGAGCGCCACCGUUGCGCGGCUCUGCUGGGCACCACCGGCGACGAUGAUGCCAACGAGUCAACACGCGACUUGGCCGCCAGGUUGAGUCGCACGAUGCCGCCACCAGCCCGCGCCACUACCGGCGCGGAGGAAAUCCCUCUCCUCGCCGGCUCGGCCCAGUUGCACGUCGCACCCACCGCCCACGACGAACUGCGCUGGGUCAUCCGGCAAAUCAUCCGAGAAAUCAACGAGAACCGUACCCCAUUGCACCGCAUGGCCAUCCUCUUCCGAAUGGCUGAUCCGUACGCUUCUUUGGUCCGCGACGAAUUGCGCAUGGCCGGGAUUCCCAUGGCUGGGCCAGAUCGUGGGUCGUUGUCCGACACCGGGGUGGGCCGCGCUCUGAACGGACUUCUGGAGCUUUCGGGCAGCCAACUCCCGCGAUCCGACGUUAUGGCGUGGCUGAGCGGAUGCCCGGUGGGGAUCUCCGCCGGCGCGGGCCAGGGUUUCAGCCCCAGCCAGUGGGACGUGGUCACCAGGAAAGCGGGCAUCGUCGUCGGCCGGCAGCAGUGGCGGGACCGACUCGAUGCCCAUGCCCAGCGUCUGAGCACGGAUGCCGACCGGCGGGAAACCGACGGGGAAAUCAGCGUCUCCCGCGCCCACGGCAUGAGGUCCGAAGCGGCCGUUGCGCAAAGCAUACGCGCCUUCAUCGACAAACUCGCCGAGGACCUUGACCCGCCGCCCGAGGGUAGUUCCUGGCGAGAAUUCGCGGCGUGGGCCAGCGGCCUUUUGGACCAUUAUCUGGCAACCGACUUGAGCGAAUUGGACGACGCGGCCCUGGUAAGCGUGAGGAGGCUGCUGGACGAGUUCGCGGCGGCGGACAGCGUGCACCACGGCGCCACCCUGCCGGAGUUCCGCCAGAUGGUCGGUGAGAUGAUGAAUGCCCCAGUCGGACACCUGGGACCAACCGGGCAGGGAGUGUUCGUGUCCUCCUUCGCCGGCGCGGCCGGCAUGAGCUUCGAUGCAAUCUGGCUGGUCGGCAUGAUCGAGGGCGCGGUCCCACCGGCUCCGCGCCGCGACCCGCUGUUGACUGAACCCGACUGGCUGGCGUCCGGCGGCCACAAUCGCAUCCAGGCUCGCAUGGCGGAGGAACGCUACGAGUACCUCGCCGCCAUCGCGUCAGCCCCUCGUCGCACGCUGACCUAUCCCGUAGCCGACGGCGCGUCCCAAAGGCAGGCCUACCCGUCACGAUGGUUCCUGGAACAGGCGUCGGGGUUGUCGGGCUCCCCGGUGCGGACCGGCGACCUCCCGACGUUACGCGGUUGCGAUUGGCUCACCGUGGAUGAUUCGCCGGAACAGGCGGUUGCCAACGCCCAGGAGAUUGGCCUGGGGGAUCAUCGAGAUUUCCGGCUCAAGCGACUGCUGGAAUGGCGGCGGCGCGGACAUACCCUUGGCGACCAUCCCUACGCCAGCCGGGCCCCCCUGGCGCGCGCGCUCCGACUGGCCCGGCGGCGAUCCCUGCGCCAGCUCACCGAAUUCGACGGGAACCUGUCGGGGAUCGAGGAGAGCCAAAGGUUCCACAUCGGACCCGGUGGAACGCCGAUUUCGCCCACUGCACUGGAGACCUGGGCAACCUGCCCCUACCGGUAUUUCCUGGCGCAGGUGCUGAGGCUCAGCGCCCUGGACACCCCCGAAGAAACAUUCUCCAUCAACGCUCUUGAUCGCGGCACGUUGAGUCACGCUAUCCUUGAGCGGUUCAUGGGCGAGAGCGUGACGGGGGGCGAUUUGCCAUCACCCGGCGAACCGUGGGGCGCCGAUGACCGGGACCGCCUGAUGCGGAUCGCCGCUCAGAGCUUCCGACACGCGGAAACCCAGGGCGUGACCGGCAAACGGUUGCUGUGGGACAUGGUCAAAACCGAAGUCCUGUCCGACCUGGAGGCCUUCCUGGAAGCGGACGCCACAUUGCGGGAAGCCAGCGGAACCACGGAUGUUGUUGACGACCAAACGGGGAUCAGUUUCCGGGGAGUGAUCGACCGCAUCGACAUCAGCGCCGACGAAAAAAACGUCCUGGUCGUCGAUUACAAGACGGGCAGCGCGGACCCGUACCGGGGCCUGGACGACGAUCCAAUCGAUCAGGGUCGCCGUCUCCAGUUGGGUGUGUAUUCGCUGGCAGCCCGCGCGCGCUUCCCCGAGGCCGAUACCGUGGCCGCCGCUUACUGGUUCAGCACCAACCGCGGCCGGUUCCAAUUCGCCCCCACCGCGCCCUUCAACAUCGCCGACGAGGGCGUCGCGGAACGGUUCCGUGAGGGUGUAGACAGCAUCGUGGCCGGCAUCAACGCUGGAAUCUUCCCGGCGAAUCCCGGGCCCCCGGGCCGCUACGGACCGUCCAACUGCCAGUAUUGCGAUUUCAAUUCCGUGUGCCCAACCCGACGCAGCGAACUCUGGGAACGAAAGAAGUCCGAUGCGAUCCUGUCGGGCUACCUGCGACUUGCCGAAGCAGAUGGGGAGAAGGACUGA
Geodia barretti is the source of this 3243-nucleotide messenger RNA. The record is from the annotation of a GenBank genome assembly. NCBI's taxonomy places the organism in Eukaryota, Metazoa, Porifera, Demospongiae, Tetractinellida, Geodiidae.